UGCCGGGGCCCCAAGUCUGGCCGGGAAGCGCGCGCGCCCGACGAGCACGCGCGCCCGACGAGCACGCGCGCGGCACUGACGCAACUGAGCCCUCGGUCCGAGCUCGCUCCCGACAUCGCCUAGCUGCGCUGACGUAGGGAAAAAUCCAGUCCCCGGCGCGAGAAUAGGAUUUCUAAACCGGCGGUGGCAACCAGCACUAGUCGGCCCGCCAGUCAUAUCCGCCCCGCCCCGUCGGCUGCCGGGCACGCCCACCUAGGGGGGUCGACGGAUCCGAUUGGAGAACGCAUUCGGCGCAAAAGAAGGAGGAGCAUGAGACCCAGAAGAGGAAUCGAGAAGCAGAAGCAGAGGGCGGAGUAGCCCCGCCCGUCUGCUCGACCUUUUCUAGUUGGUUGGCGGAGAAUCACGCCAUUUUUUAACAUCUCUUUUUGAUCAAACAAGAAAAGGCAUUUGGGAAAUGCAAAGAGGACUGAGAAUACUUUGGCUUAAAUUUUGCCCCCAGAAUCUUGUUGUUUGCCUACUGAAGAGAUGAAACCAUGGCAGAAGUAGAAUCCUUAUAGAAACAGGACCAGAAACACCUCCCUUCUCCAACAAAAGGUUCAUUUUGGUGGCUGUCCGUUUGACCUGCUGUGCUUCAGUUUAAUUGGCUUGGAAAGGGGUCAGCAGGGUGAAACCGAACCCCAGAAAACUUGAUGAAGAAAUGUCUUUUGCCCGUUUUGAUUACGUGCAUGCAAACAGCGAUUUGCAAAGACCGUAUGAUGAUGAUCAUGAUCUUACUGGUGAAUUACAGACCUGAUGAAUUUAUAGAAUGUGAAGACCCAGUGGAUCAUGUUGGAAAUGCAACUGCAUCCCAGGAACUUGGUUAUGGUUGUCUCAAGUUCGGCGGUCAGGCCUACAGCGACGUGGAACACACUUCAGUCCAGUGCCAUGCCUUAGAUGGAAUUGAGUGUGCCAGUCCUAGGACCUUUCUACGAGAAAAUAAACCUUGUAUAAAGUAUACCGGACACUACUUCAUAACCACUUUACUCUACUCCUUCUUCCUGGGAUGUUUUGGUGUGGAUCGAUUCUGUUUGGGACACACUGGCACUGCAGUAGGGAAGCUGUUGACGCUUGGAGGACUUGGGAUUUGGUGGUUUGUUGACCUUAUUUUGCUAAUUACUGGAGGGCUGAUGCCAAGUGAUGGCAGCAACUGGUGCACUGUUUACUAAGAAGAGCUGCCAUCAUGGCCCAGGGAGGCGGGUGAAAGCUCCGUCUUCUGAAUUCAUCUCUACAGGCUCAAAACUCCUCUUUGAUAUCAGACCUGAUGUUAUUUUCCUUCUUUUGGAGGGCAUUUGUUUGGUUAAGAAGGCUUCUUUGGACUUUGGAAUUUCAACCCAGAUUUUACCUUGCAGACGGAAUGACAAGCAAAAAGUGUUGUGGGGAAUCAAAUUUGUUCCUUUCCUCAUGCACAAAACAUAAAGGAUAGUGGCGAGUUUACAAGCUGUGGAUGGGUUUCCAUAGUCUUCCUUUCUGUACAUUGCUAUAUCUUCAGUCCUUUGGAGCAAGUGGACCUAACAAGUUGAGCAAAAUGAAUAUUUGGAUCCAUGUUCCUCUUGUGACCCUGAGUCUUCAUGCAAGGAGAUCUGAAGCUGAACAAUGAAAAUCUUCAGCAGAAAUAGAAAUGGCCGUGGAUUGUAAUACACACUGAAAUUCUGACUUUCUGAAUUUAAAUGUAGAAUAAAUUUUACCAACUUGGAGUACUGUAUGAGUAUUUUCAGUAGGGGGAAUAAACUCAAAAUUAUAUUUGUUUUGCAGAAACCUAGUCAUUUGAAAUGAGCCAUCCUAUUAAGCCCUCUUUUGUCUCCAUUAUGUUCCAGAGGCAGUAUAUGCAGUGCAAUAAUUUUUUCAUUCCACUUAUGUUUUGAAAGCCAGCGGCAUCAGAUGUGUGAGUUGAGCUAUUCCUCCUGGCAGAAUUGUCCAAUCUAAAAAUCAGCGUUUACCAGCCCAUGCUAAUAAAAUUAAGAUUUCAUACAAGUUUCUGUAAAACUAUUCUUCAUGAUUAGCUCUCCCUGUGGGCUGCAGCAGUCAGAAAGAGAUAACAGCCACACCUCUGCAUUCCCCGGUCACCAGGAAUAAAAGGAAAUGUUCCAGAUUGUAAGUGGUUUUAAAAACUCAGUUCUCAUCGUUUGCAAUCUAAGUUGAAAGAACUAUUAAAUAUAAAAUCAAAGGUGGGCAAUGUGGCCAAGUCAAUGGAAGAGGCUUUACUCAGAAUAACUUACAAAUUCUAGAAACAAGGUAGAACUCACUCAGUUUACCUAAUAAUAAUUGAAUUUAAGACCAAAUAUCACAGUUGAAAUAACUUCCCUGGAUACAUUCUAUCAUUUUGUAGCUUUCCUAAGAAUUUCUUGCUUUAUCAUUCCUGAUUAAUCACUGUUUUUACAUUAUUAAAGGUGGCAAUUUUCUGUAAAAAAUUUAAAACAGAUGAUCCUAUUCUGUCUUGAAAGUUCUGUACCACACUGACCUUAACCUUGCUUAUAACAUAACAAUUGGUAAACUUUUAAUUCAUAAUCUUUAUACCCUAAGAUAGUAUUUAUUAAAUUUUUAUGGGUCAUGAAGAAACUAGACCCUCUCCCCAGAAAAAUCUACAUACACAGAAUUUACAUAGAACUUGGGUUCAUCUACACAAUUUAUGCAUGAAAUAAAAUUGUACUGGUACCCUAUAAAUUUAUACAAAUAAAAGAGUUUAAGGGAGUUCAAGGAUGCCAUAUGUAUAUUUUAAAAAAAUUUCUAAGGGAAGUCUAAAAAACAUAAAUUAUAAUAUUACCCAAAAUAAGAUGCUACUUUUCACCUAACCAAGUCCUGCCUCAUUUCACACUUUAACCUCCUAAGUAUAUUCAUAACCCUACCAAAAGUUGUUUUCUUUAAAAAAUAAGAAACUUUAGGGCCAGCGCAAUGGUGCAAGCCUGUAAUCCCUGCACUUUGGGAGGCCGAGGCAGGUGAAUCCUUUAAGGUCAGGAGUUCGAGACCAGCCUGGCCAACAUGGUGAGACACACUCCCCCACCCCCGCCCAGUCUCUAGUAAAAAUGCAAAAAUUAGCCGGGCGUGGUGGCGUGCACCUGUAAUCCCAGCUACUCGGGAGGCUGAGGUAAGAGAAUCACUUGAACUGAGGAGGCAGAGAUUGCAGUGAGCCGAGAUCCUGCCACUGCACUUCAGCCUGGGCAACAGAGUGAGACUCUGACCAAAAAAGAAAUUUUGCAGCUCCAAGGCUUGAAGUCAUUUAUGUUGCCAGGGGUAAGAGCUUGGUUGAAGGGCUAAAAGACUAGAAACUACUGAAGAUGCCCUUCUUACUGUCAGUAAAGCUGCUGGAGACAAAAGAAGUUGUUCUCGCUGCUAGAGUGGUAAUUUGAGAAUCAUCAGUAUUCCUAUGUGACAAUCCAAAAUUACUGGUUUUCAUUUGACUUGUAAAUGACACCCAUCAUCCAUCUGCCCACAAACCUGGCCAAAUGUGAUACAACCUGAAAACCUGAUGGACUAAAGGAGUACUAUUUAACAAUUGAUUGCCUUUGCACUUUAUUCAGGUUGUUUCUUAAAUUUUGGUAGACAGAUCCAUUUGUAUAUGUGUGUGUUAUAUCUAGUUUAUGGCUAUAGAGAAGGUUUAAAAUACUACAGUGUCCUUCCCUCAAGGUUAAAUUAGAAGCUGCCUGCCUUUUAGUUGUUUCUUGCCUUUAAUAAAAUGUUAUCAGUUCCCCCAGA
Molecule: messenger RNA, 3729 nt
Organism: Homo sapiens (human)
Lineage: Eukaryota; Metazoa; Chordata; Mammalia; Primates; Hominidae
Gene: TM2D2
Product: TM2 domain containing 2
Exons: 4
Coding region: 690-1205 (171 amino acids)
Biological process (GO): G protein-coupled receptor signaling pathway
Cellular component (GO): membrane
Source: RefSeq, a predicted model, not a curated record